CAGCACACAGCACGGCAGAGGGUUAACUAAAUCACGUCGCGCGCGUCUCGCGAGUGCACACUUACGUACUGGCCAAGUCAAUACAUAGAGAAAAUAUGUGUCGUACGUAGCAAGUUUCCUCGUAUACAUACGUAUGCCAUUCGUUUAUUACAUUAAUAUUAUUGUAUUGUUAUAAAACGUGAAUCGCGUACGCGAGCGCUCGGUCGAUGCACAUAGAAAAUAUUGUACAAGUUCAUAGAUCGUAGUGUUCGAAGCCAGAAGAGGAAGUACAGAGUAUAUACGGAGCGAGCGAUCAUCGUCAACGUAUAAGAAGUCUUCUGCUAGUAUCCAGAAGAGGGCCGCGAAUUCGUCGCAAAUUUUAUUAUCAUACAGUAGGACUACAUCUUACGAUAUAAUCGGCAUUUAUAUACAGAAAACACACACGGGCACACACGCGAGAGAUCAAAUAAUUCGCUGGGCGAUCGCGUGCGUGGGGUUGAUAUCUCGCGCUCGUCGGUUUCAGUGUCUAUAUAUCGCUCGCGCGAGUCAAGACUCGAGCAGCGCACAUUCCGCGGAGAGCAGUCGAGAGAGAGUCGAUCGUAGGUAUAUUUUUCGGGGAAAAAAAAGCCUUCUUCUGGCGAUAGAUAUAUACACGCGAUUCAGCGUAUAUAACACAGUGCCACCAAAGUGCGCGGGUACACGCGAGGAAGGGAAGCAGCAGCAGCAGCAGAGUAAGAAAAACUCGUGGGUGAGAGUUUCGCGUGUCUUUCGUCGCCCUGGCUUAGUAUGGCCGCAACAAGGACGAACCUCAGGAACUCAACGAGCUCGACGCAGGCUAGCAACAAUCCGGCAUCGAAUCACAAUCUACAGCAGCAGCAGCCACAGCAGCAGCCACAGUUCAAUGUCAGCGACAAUCAGUACUUUUACGAGGACCUCGUCUACAGGGUCGACAAGAAGGGCAAUGUCGAGUUCGGCAUCGUCAUGGGCAACGACGACCAGGACAUGUCCGAGGACAGCAGCAGCAACGAGGACAGCCCCAAGCGCAAAAAGGGCGAGAUACGCGUCGUCUGGCAUCCAUCUGGCGUCGAGGAGCUCAUCAAUUCCAAAAAGUUGAUGUUUCAGGUGCAUUUGGCUGAUAGAACGUUAAUGCCUGGUGACGUUGUAAGACGUAUGAUAAAAGGAAAAGAUACUCAAAGAGGCUACUGCAGAGAUAUUGACUUGACCGCUAGCGUUCAAGUUAUUGGUACAAAACAAGUACUAACAAAUAUUAAAAGUGAAGACUUGGUACCUUUAGAAGAAUUUGCUGCUGACAUAGCAGUUUGUAUGGAUUCUUGGGUUGGAGGAAUAAGAAUGGUUCAUUAUAAACUCUGGUUGGUUACUCCAGAUGGAUCUCGUUGUAUUGUUAAUGAAAUGAAUGCUCAACGUUUGGACCAAGAGGAAAAACCAGAUAGAGAUAAUGAUUUUCCUCGUACGUCUGAAUUUUAUCCAGGCCAACACUUAUGGGGUCCUGUACAGUGCUUAGAAGAUGCCCUAUGGUUGCAGUGCACAAAAGAAAUGAAGACUAGGCGCAAAUCAAAAAUGCAACGUGUCACAAAAUUUGUCGUCGAGAAAGUUGAAACCGACUGGGUCGGAGUUCACUGGCAAUGUCGAGCUUAUUCAAAAGAUGGUAUCUGUUCAGACCAAGCACAUCCUAAGUUUGUUGUGGAGGGUGAAGAUCUUAAAAAACUGAAGUUGUUAAAUAUCUUCGAGCCCUCGACUUUACAAGUGGGUGAUAGAAACUUUUAUGUGAUCAAAGGUGAUGAGAAUGUGAUAACUCGUGAACAGUGGCGUAAACAACAAAGAGAAAUAUUUCAAGUUCCUAAGCAAAGUCCAAAAAAAACGCGCAACAUCAAUAUGUCUAAGGAAUCCGUAGAAGAAAAAAUUAAACGCGAAAGGGACAAGUCCCUCGAAACUCAGAAAGAUAAUUCGAAAGACAGUUCAAAAGAUAGUGCAAAAGAUAGUGCAAAUGCAAGUUCGGAAGUAAAUAACGUUAGUGAAACAUGCGAAAAAAAAGUGAGCAAUGAAAAUGUUUCGAGCAACCACUUGCAAGUCCCAGUCGUGCAUCGUAAUCCUGAAAGUUCGGAUGAUUGGGAAUCUACCGAUACCUGUUCACAAAGCGAUUCAGCUUCAAUAUCGAGCGGAUGUUCAAGCUUAUCGUCAAUGGGAAAAAAGAAAAAGGGCCCAACUUUAGUGACAAAAGUUUUAAAGAAGCGGAAAUUGUACAGAGCCAAGAAAAAAAUUCCACCUCCACCGUUGGUCGCGGGCGCGAAAAUCGUUGUAGAAACGCUAUCAACGACAACAAAAGCAACUGUUGUUUGGCAAGAUGGUUCGGUUGAAACAGACAUACCAUCAACGCAGUUAUACCCAAUUCAUCACUUAGAUGAUAAAGAGUUCUUCCCUGGUGAUUUCGUUGUCGACCAAAAAGAAGAGUCCAGGAUGUACGGCGUCGUUCAAAGUGUCGAUCAUCAAGGCAGGACAGCGAAAAUUAAAUGGUUUACAACCUACACUUCUAGUCAGAGCCCAACACCAACUUUUCUGGAGGAGCGCGAGGUCAGCGUGUACGAUCUGAAGGAUCAUCCGGACUUCCAGUACAGACCCGGCACCGUGGUCAUUCGCAUCGCCAACUUCGAGGGCGAGGACUCGGGCUGCACCGCGGGCCAGGUGCUCGACAACUUUCCCGAGGGUCGCGUCAAGGUCUGGUGGGUCGACGGCCACGUGAGCAUGUGCUGGCCCCAGGACCUCUACAAGAUCGGCGAGUACGACAGCGACGAGGGCGAGCUCUGGGACGACGCGUCGAGCGAGGCCUCGUGGGAGACGGAGCUCGAGGACAGCUGCGUCGCCGACAGCAGCGUCGGCGACAACAACGGCGGCGGCGGCGGCAACAACAAGCUGAAUCCCGACAACAUAAAGCCGAAAUUGGCGGCGCACAUCGAGAAGGCGCGAAUAGCCAUGUCGAGGCUCGAGGAGAUAUUCACGCAGAAUCCCGCCCUGCAGACUACCGAGGUCAUGAGGAAGUUGCUCGAGGUUUACAAAGACUGCCGCUACAUGGACAAAUUGAUGGGUACUUCGUUUUUCCACGAGAGCCACUUCCAAGGUUUGCUCGAGAGAGUCAGAGAGAGGGGACGAGCUAACGUUGCCCAAAGAAUGGCUGAACAGGUGAACAGAUUGUUUACUCAAUCCGAAAAUGCUUCUGAAAACGAUGUGGAUCUCGUUGGUGUAAAACCGAUCGAUGCUUCUAAAAGCGGCGAUGAUUCGUUCGAAAAGUCAGGCUUGGAUGAAGUCAACGUUAUCUUCACCGAGGACGAAUCUCUGAUCAUUAGCGAUGAAAAUCAAAGCGAUCCAGCGGUCGCCGAACAAAAUUCUAAUCAGCUUUUCGUCAGCAUCAAUCGGAAUCCCGAAGAUUCCGGUUUAUACUCCGCCGAGAUGUCUAAGAAAGAAUCGAGCUCGAGCGAUACCAGCGGCGAAUUCAUUCUGAGCGAAGAUACCAAUAACAUGGACCGAUCACCCGCGCAAUCCGAAGGGUCCAAGACCUCGCCGCUUCCUGAAAAUCAUCUAAGUACUCCGCACGUUUGUGUCAAGCUCUGCAAUCUCAUCAAAGCUCAACUAGUUCUAGCACACGCUGAAGUCUCAAAGAGAUUCGAUCUGCCGAAAAUUUCUCUGUCCGACGCCGCUAAAACGGUGAUCGCUAGCAACGCCAGUAAUAUCAGUAUCACCAGCAAUACUGGUAAAAAGGUGAAAAAAGCCGAGGAUAAAAAAAUCGAGUUUCUGUCGGAACCCUCAGAAACAUCCCUGGAGGAGAUUCCCGCGCCCGUGUAUCCGGAAGGCGAAGGUUUUUCCAUAGACGAGACGGCGCCGGACAGUCACAAGUUCAAGCUGACCAUGUUCCAGCCGACCGAUCGAGCGAACUUCUUCCGCACAGUCUCGAAGGAGCUGAAACUGUUAAAAAGUUCACUGCCACCUGGUAUAUGGGUCAAGGGCUUCGAGGAUCGCAUGGAUCUGUACUCGGUCAUGAUGCGCGGACCGGAAAAAACCCCGUACGAGGAUGGCCUCUUCCUGUUUGACUUCCAACUGUCGGUCGAUUAUCCUUCCGCGCCGCCGCUCUGCCAUUACAUCUCGUACUGCAGCGAUCGACUCAAUCCGAAUCUUUACGAGGACGGCAAGGUGUGCGUGAGUCUAUUGGGCACGUGGGCCGGACGCGGCACCGAAGUCUGGACCAGCUCGUCGACUUUGCUCCAAGUUAUCGUAUCGAUUCAGGGGCUUAUUCUCGUGGCUGAACCAUACUUCAACGAGGCUGGAUUCGAAAAACAGAAGGGUUCACAGCAGGGCCGUGAAAAUUCAAGAAUGUACAACGAGAUGGUCGUUCUGAUGCUCGUGCAGUCGCAGACCAAAUUAAUUCAAUACCCACCGCCAGUGUUUAAAGAUGCCAUAAUUCAACACUUUGAAAAGCACGCGGAAAAAUUACUGAAAAGACUGGAACUCUGGAUGGAAAUUUCAGAGCAGUACAAUAAUCAGCACCCCUUGUCGCCGGUUACACCGACUACUUUCAAAGAAACUUCGCCAUUCGACAAACAAAUUCUACCCGAGUUCCCACUGAUACCCGCGUCGAAAGGCUUCUGCAUAACUCUCAAAAAUACUCUUGCAAAUUUCAAGCGCACCCUCAUUCGCGAGGGUAUAAUCAAGCUUCCACUGGAAACGUCGAUGACGCAAAGCGCAACCGACGAGACGAGUCUGAACGAGUCGCCGAAGGGUCGCAAGAGUUUCCCGACCGAUGGGAUCAGCGGCACCUCGACUCCGGAGCGCGUCGUCGUGUGCUCGGCAAACAAUCAGGGUAACAGGAACAGCAGCGCCGCCGUCGUCGAGCUGAACGAGUCGACGACGAAACGCGACAGCAUCGAGCGUAACUCCAGCUAGCCACAAGGUAAACCCAAACGCUUGGCUCGCCAGAACAGUCACGCGACAAUUCGGUAAUACACGUCGAAGAGCUGAGAUCGCUAGUCGUUUACACGCACGAGCCUCGUAUAUGUAUUUCGAAAUUCAUUUCUACGAUCGAUUAUGGUAUACAUCGUACGAUGAAUUAAUCGAAUUUUAAAGAAAAAAAAAGGCAGACUCGACGCUGCGCAAAAACUUUUAAAGGCACACGCAGCUGUGUACACGCGUUACACUGAGCUACACGAUACAGAUAUAUAUGUAGAUCGUGCAGUCAAUUAUUCAGCAGCUCGUCCGGGUACGCUUAACGUAGUAAACUGAACAAAGUGCUUUUAUUCAAUUCGUUGAAUGCAUUAAAACAAAAAAAAAAGAAAAGAAGAAAAAUGGUUUAAUUUCUGCCUCAAAAUUAUUCAUACUUAUUAUCGCACCAAUGAAUGAACUUACGAGUGCGCGUGUAUUUUCAUUGUUUCAGAUGUAACGUAUAGGUGCUUGUUGCGUAUUAAUGAACGUGAAAAUCUAUCGCCGAACUUUAUUUUUACGGAAUAUACCCGAAAAAAAUAAGUUUUUCUUUCAAAAAGAUUCAUCAUCACGAUUAAAUAUCGAUUGUAAUCUAGAGAAGUAUACUUACAUACCUGAAAAAAUUUUAUAGCGUCUAUUGAGCUAUAAAGUUCUUUUAACAAAAAAGAGAGAUUAGUAUUUACUAUUUCUUCGCUCAUACAUUGUUUUUAGAUGUAUCAAAGAUUUUACUAUUAAGGUAGAUAAGAUCAUUUUAAAGGUAAAAUUAUCAAUAACAGUGCCAUUUUAAAAACGAUUUUGGGGCAGAUCUUUUAAUCAUUAGAAUGCAUCAUGUCGUUUGUAUUUAAAACGUUUAGCUUCGUGAUUUUACUCGGGUCGCGUUGUAAUGCAUGUAGUCUAUAUCACAAAAAAACUGCACUCCCAGUUUAACGAAACUACAAUGCUAAGUAUAGUUCACUCGUUCUAUCGGAACCUGAAUAAAAAAAGGCGAGAUUAUUUUUCAAAAUUAGUAAUAAGCAAUUUCAAGCAAUUCAUUGACUUGAGCUUUACGUUGCGUUUAGGUCUUAGGGCAGCGGUAGUUUCGUAUAAGGAUAUCGCUUAAACGGAGUGUCCUACGAGUCGUGGAUAUUGAAAUUCAAUGAGCAAUAAUAUUAAUUGUAUUAUCAAUUAUCAACAUUUAACAAACAAAAAAAAAAUAUAAUCUGAUAUGCGCAAUAUUAGAACAUUAAAAUCUCAUUGACAUUUUAAAUCCGAAUGCACGAGAAAAAAAAAAGAUUAUUGUUAGCAAUACGAUUGCGCGGUGAGAUGUAAGAUAGCUGUAAGAGCAUGCAAUUGCGAAAAGUAGUCCAGGACUACUGUGCGUCGUUGAGUUUUACAUGCGCAGCUUAUAUAGAAUUCCAUCCAUUAUUAAGAGGCGACGUUGUGGAUACGAAGUGAAAAGAACGAGAUACAAAAGUUAUAGUUAUUACAGAUAGAAUAAACUAUUAUUAUUAAGUACGUAGUUUUUAGGGGAAAAAGAAGUAGACGAUUCUACUCGUAGAAUCAAGAAAACAUUGAUUAUUCUCUUUAAAAAAAAGUGUAAUUAUUAAUCAAUCCUUUCGAGCAAUUCUUGUCGAUGAAAUUUCUUUCGAUGGUUCAGCAUUAUUUGUUAAAUAACUAUUAAAAAAUGGCUACUUGGAAAUAAGAAAAAAAUUAUAUUGUUCGCACCGAGUACAUACCUACGAUCGCGAGUAUCGAUUCAGUAUUACUUAUAUGUUUAAGUUCAUAAACUUAUUUUGUAAAACAUAAAUGUUGAUUAUACUUUUAUCAUUUGUUCAGAAAUAUUACUCGAGCUUCUGAAGCAUAUAAAUUGUUACCAAAUAAA
Molecule: messenger RNA, 6823 nt
Organism: Trichogramma pretiosum
Lineage: Eukaryota; Metazoa; Arthropoda; Insecta; Hymenoptera; Trichogrammatidae
Product: (E3-independent) E2 ubiquitin-conjugating enzyme UBE2O
Exons: 11
Coding region: 766-4929 (1387 amino acids)
Source: RefSeq, a predicted model, not a curated record